Messenger RNA from Trametes versicolor FP-101664 SS1, 483 nucleotides. RefSeq lists its product as uncharacterized. The record is from RefSeq and is a predicted model, not a curated record. Bases 1 to 483 code for a protein of 160 amino acids. The transcript is spliced from 4 exons. NCBI's taxonomy places the organism in Eukaryota, Fungi, Basidiomycota, Agaricomycetes, Polyporales, Polyporaceae.
AUGGCAGACGCAAAGGCCCAGAAACGCCAGAAGUUCGAGGACGUCUUCGCCGUGCUCCACGACAAGCUCCUCGUGUACCAUACCUCCGCCAGAAGGGCAUGCCCCAGGACGCCGUCGACUGGUACUACCGCGGCUCCCGCACACCGAAACUCGACGGGCUCUAUUAUCUGCCAGGUGUCUGCGCGCGCCGCAAAGGAGCGUGGCGGGCUCGGGAGCAAGGUGUCUGCGCGCGCCGCAAAGGAGCGUGGCGGGCUCGGUGCAGAGCAAGGCCGUCUCGCGCUCCGUGGCCAUCUUGCGGUCGUCCCGGUCCGCACCGCAACCCCGUUUUGGGUGUAUCACAUCGAGCUCGCUUCGGACUCUCGUGCCUGUCCCUGCCAACCCUCGCUAUUUCGCGAUGGCGAGGCUCUGGCCUCGAUACUCACGAUGGCGGACACUGUGCAUGCGAACGCACACGUGGUACGCGCGGCGCUGCAAUCCGCGUAG